This is a messenger RNA of Argiope bruennichi, 2264 nucleotides long. Its product is annotated as integral membrane protein 2B-like. Gene Ontology annotation, molecular function: amyloid-beta binding. Bases 175 to 1122 code for a protein of 315 amino acids. The record is from RefSeq and is a predicted model, not a curated record. Gene Ontology annotation, cellular component: extracellular exosome; plasma membrane; Golgi apparatus. Gene Ontology annotation, biological process: negative regulation of amyloid precursor protein biosynthetic process. The transcript is spliced from 7 exons. NCBI's taxonomy places the organism in Eukaryota, Metazoa, Arthropoda, Arachnida, Araneae, Araneidae.
UCUCUUCCAUGCGUCUGCGCCAGACUUCCCCAGGAAUCGGGGAAAUUUCGGGACCUGUCAUCGCCAUUGUGUUGAAACGUAGUUGUUUUGAUCAGAGCAAAUCUUUGAUUAAAUAUAUAAGAUUAUUCAUUUCAUUGAUCUCUGAGGUAAAGGAUUUAAGCUUUCGAUUUCAACAUGACAAUCGCUCAGCAGUUUUUAGGGAAAAAGAGCUGUAAACAGCAAGAAGAACCUUUGGUCCCGGCUGAAAAAACGCCCAACUUAAAAGAUGCUGAAGAAGGAAGACCUGUUGUUGUCACCAUGCAUGCUCAUGUUAGAAGAGUUAGUUCUCUGACAACUCUUUGCGUAUUUGCUACAGCUUUGCUUGUCCUGACAACUGGAAUUAUUGGAGGGAUGUAUCUGUAUCGGCAUUUUGCACAUUACAAGUUUAAUCCAGAGAUUUGUAAAUCUGAGUCUCAUUUGCAGGUUGGACAAAGUGCAAAUCUUCGUCAUUUCCGUGGAUGGUGCUCCAUUCCCUAUCUUCCUGAUAUUCAAGGUGAACCAAGCCAACCCGUGGCUUCCAGUUUGAAACACCAUCCUGUUGUAACUGAAGCUUCAGAAACCAAAUCUCCAAAAGUUAAUUUCUUUGAAGAGGAAUUUGACAUCGAUGUGAAAUUUGAGCAGUAUGAACGCAUUGAAGUACCUUCAUUUGAACAUGGCAGGAGAGCUCAAUUUGUUCACGACUUUGUUGCUAAUAAAACCGGCAUUGUGGAUUACGAAAAUCGUCGCUGUUUCGUUAUGGUAUUGAAUCGUAACUUUGUGUAUCCACCACGUGUUCUGUAUGAACAGAUAGCCAAAAUGAGAGCUGGUUACUAUGAUGCCGAUACUCAGACAGUGAGACAUACCAUGCAAGUUGUAACACCACCAGUUAGUGAUCUCAAGAAUGUUGGUUUAUUUAUUGCUCGUGAUUGUGCCCAAACCCCUAUUUAUAUGUUAGAGAAGGCUACUUCUCCUAUUUACAAAAGAAGCGUAGAUAGUGAUGGCAAGAAAAUGUUUGUUGAAUUUGCUGGUAACAAAGUGAAUGAGUUCAACAUUGUCAACAUAGAUGAAGCAACUCCAGGUGGUACAUCUGCUGAAAGCUCCUAAUUUUUUUUUUUCCUUCUGGAUCUCUGCAUCUAUUUUAUUGCAAAUAUAAAUAUGCAGACCACAACAUAUUAAGCACCAUGUUAUUUGUAAUAGUAAAGCUUUUGUUUAAAAUUCGAUGACAGUGUUAAAAAAAAAAUUAGUGAUGUGUCUUGUUUAACAAAACAGUUUGUUAAACUGUGUUUUAUCAUACAUGACUAGUCGUAGAAAAUCAUUUUUUUUUUUUUUUUUUUAUUUUGUACCGUUUAGUAUUAUCUUAUAAUGCAAGACCAAAGAUGAGUUUAUAUAUAUUUCUUUGCAUGUUUGAGUACAAGAAUUGUACAUUCAGAUGAGGAUUGAUGAAAUAGAUUUAAUUUUUGUUGGCCAUUACCUUGUAUAUGAGGAAUUUGUUCCAAGUAAAAGAUAUUAGCUUAAUUAAAGCUAAACGGGGCCAAUCAGUACCUUAUUUCUCAAAAGCAGGUAUCUUUAAAUUUGUGAUGUUAUUAGGCUGUUAAAAGUAAUAACAUAUGCGGUGACAUUUUUUCAAUGUGGGAUAAAGUUAUGAUUUCAUUUUUAAUACUUUAAAAAAAUUCAUAAUCUGACACCAGACUUCCUUCCUAUUCAUAUCAAAUCAAGCUUGAUGUUUUUUGUUCAUGUAAAACUAGUAGAGUGCAAUAUUCACCUAGUAUAUUAAAAAAAACUGGCAAGUAUCCCCUAAAAUGUACGCCAUUCAGUAAUUAGUAACAUCUUCAAUUAAUCUACUUGUUAUAUGUAGACAUUUUCUGAAAAUAUAUAUUACUUAAUCUUCAUCUGUAAAUAUACUGUUAAGUCAGAUUCUGUGAAAUGAAUUUACUUAAAUGUUAGAAAUGUAUAGCACUAUUUCCUUUUGAGGAAUUUAAUUACGUCUGCCAAUUUUUUGCAUUUUGAAAUUUAAAAAAAAAAUGGCAGAUUAUUUUUCUUUUGCAUAUCAUUCAUUAUCUGUGCCAUUUGAUACUUUUAUGCAUUUUUAUUUAUGAAUAGAUGUCUUUCAUUUAGUUUCUUUACUUGAUUUUUAUGUGUUGAUAUUUAAUUUUUUUGAAAACUGUAUGUUGCAAGUAAUUUAUGUAAAGGCUGAGCUUCUUCCUUUAUCUACUUAUGUAAGUUAGAAAUAAAGAUUUCUUAAUCUA